Molecule: messenger RNA, 714 nt
Organism: Oryza sativa Japonica Group (Japanese rice)
Lineage: Eukaryota; Viridiplantae; Streptophyta; Magnoliopsida; Poales; Poaceae
Product: non-specific lipid-transfer protein 2P
Biological process (GO): lipid transport
Source: RefSeq, a predicted model, not a curated record
GAAGAACAGUUAUAGUACUACUACCACUAUGGUAAAGUCUAAACUCUACACAUCAAUUUAUUUUGGUAUGAAGAGAGUACACGAAACGGUCUGCUUUCUACAACACCUCGAUCUCGUCUAUAAAUACCGGGGACGUGCAUCCUUCCCUUACACCACAUCGAUCACAUUCGAUCACAUUCGGCUAGUAACCAAGCGGCGGUUCUUGCGCUAGCUAGCUCGAGCAAUGGCGAAGUGGGCGGCUGCGAUGGAGAUGCUUCUGCUGGUGGUGGUUGCGGCGGCGGCGGUGGCGGUGGUGGUGGCACAAGCGCCGCCGCCGCCGCCGCAGUGUGACCCCGGGCUGCUGUCGCCAUGCGCGGCCCCGAUCUUCUUCGGGACGGCGCCGUCGGCGUCGUGCUGCUCUAGCCUGAAAGCACAGCAGGGGUGCUUCUGCCAGUACGCGAAAGACCCGACGUACGCGUCCUACAUCAACAGCACCAACGCACGCAAGAUGAUCGCCGCCUGCGGCAUCCCCUUUCCCAACUGCAGCUAGGCUCCGUCGCCGCCGUUCACCGGUGCGGGCCAUGAUGUGUGGCAACAUAUAUAAAUAUAUGGUGUACUGCGUGCUUGAAUAAAAUAAAGGACAAUGUGUGGAAACAUAUAUAAAUAUAUGGUGUACUGUGUAUUUGAAUAAUAUAAAGGAUGUGUGUUUGAAUACAUAAAUUAUCGAUCGAUUAA